This is a messenger RNA of Fusarium vanettenii 77-13-4, 612 nucleotides long. RefSeq lists its product as uncharacterized. The record is from RefSeq and is a predicted model, not a curated record. Lineage: Eukaryota; Fungi; Ascomycota; Sordariomycetes; Hypocreales; Nectriaceae. The transcript has 2 exons. The coding region runs from base 1 to 612 and encodes 203 amino acids.
AUGCGGAUGAGAACCGGAUACUCGGUUGAGUCUCAGGUUACCGGCAAUGAUACCGUUGGGGGUCUACAGUUCGAGAUCACUCGCCUAUAUCGUUCUCUGAAGGGUAAUGACGGCAGUAGACCCAAGGAGGCGAGAUUCACUAUCAAGUUAGGGGAUGUUAUUGAAUGCCAUAGGGAGUAUGUCGGUGGCGGCGGUGGACGAAUGCCAACUUACCGAGAGCCACAAAUGAACCUUGCAGCUGGGGGUCUCAUCAAGCAAGGAGUUGUUGAGCUGCCCCAACGCUACUACCAAAAGACGAACACCAUCGCAUUCAACGUUCAGAUCCUGAACAGUGCUACCUUUCAGCAAGUAACUGGGAACCCGCCGCCCCCAAGCCCUGUUUCUGCCGAGACCUACGCCAAGAGUGGCUACCCAUUCUUCUCGGGGUUUGAGGAACCAAUCAAUAUUGCGGGAGACUUCGUUGCCGUGCGCUCCAUCAGCCAGCUCAACGGAGAUGCUGACCCACCCCUUCAGUUCCCCCUCGUUGACGCCAAGACUGGGGUUUCCUUGGCCAGCGGCACCGUUGGGUUCCUUAACCCGGACGGUCCCAAGAAAGAGUUCAAGUUUACCUAG